Phalaenopsis equestris is the source of this 1804-nucleotide messenger RNA. Its product is annotated as U4/U6 small nuclear ribonucleoprotein PRP4-like protein. The transcript has 5 exons. Gene Ontology annotation, molecular function: protein binding; U4 snRNA binding; U6 snRNA binding. Bases 191 to 1786 code for a protein of 531 amino acids. Gene Ontology annotation, biological process: mRNA splicing, via spliceosome. Lineage: Eukaryota; Viridiplantae; Streptophyta; Magnoliopsida; Asparagales; Orchidaceae. The record is from RefSeq and is a predicted model, not a curated record. Gene Ontology annotation, cellular component: U4/U6 x U5 tri-snRNP complex.
AAUGCAUACAUGCUAAUGUAAUGACAAUCUUAUUCAGGAGCAAGGUUUGUCGCGGGGCAGCUUCACCACUAGGGACAUGCAGGAGUAUUAAAAUCGGGACUUCCAUCUUUGCGCCAAGUAGAGAAAAACCCUAAAAACCAGGAAGAGCUAACCCUCAGCCAUCGUCGACACCCCAGUCUUACCAUCCGCUAUGGACGAGGAAGAGCUCCAAAACCUAACCCUAAACCCAAUCCCUUCCAAUGACCCAUCUCCACCUCCUCCACUCUCCAUGCUGCCCACUCCCCCUCCAAUUGCCCCCAUACCCAUUCUCCGCCCCCGCAUCGCCACUUCCACCCCAGCUGCCGCCUCAGAUUCCGAUCGCGAGGGCUCCCUCCCCCCUCAUCGCUCCGAAGACUAUGAAAUUUCAGAUGAGAGUCGCCUCGCCCGGGAGCGCCAUGAGAAGGCUGUGCAAGAUUUACUCAUGAAGCGCCGAGCUUUCGCAAUGGCCGUCCCUACCAACGAUGUCUCAGUUCGCGCCCGCCUUCGCCGGCUUGGUGAGCCCGUUACACUCUUCGGAGAGCGCGAGAUGGAGCGCCGUGAUCGGCUCCGAGAAAUUAUGCUCAAGUUAGACAACGAGGGACAGCUCGAGCGCCUUCUUAAGGCGCAUGAAGAGGAGCAGCAGACGAUCGCAGUGCCUGCGGAGGAUGAAGGGCCGCAGGUGUACCCAUUUUAUACUGAGGGGACUCGAGAGCUUUUAGAAUCGAGGAUGAAGAUUGCAAAGUAUUCAUUGGCUAAGGCAGCUGCGAGAUUGGAGAGGGCGAGGAGGAGGAGAAAUGAUCCGGAUGAGGAUGAAGAUGCUGAGGCCAUGGAGGUUGUGGGACAGGCUAAGGAGUUGGCGCUUGAAUGUAGUGAGAUCGGUGAUGAUCGUCCACUGACUGGAUGCUCUUUUUCGCAUGAUGGAACGCUUCUCGCCACAUGUGCUUGGAGUGGAAUCACUAAAAUAUGGAGUAUGCCUCAAGUAUCCAAACAAACAACCUUAAAAGGUCACACAGAGCGUGCAACUGACGUUGUAUUUUCUCCCGUGGCUAACAUUUUAGCAACUGCAUCAGCUGAUAGAACCGCUAAACUAUGGAAAAGUGACGGAUCAUUCUUGAAAUCCUUUGAUGGCCAUCUCGAUCGGCUUGGUCGAAUUGCCUUUCAUCCGUCUGGAAACUACCUCGGAACCGCUAGUUUCGAUAAAACAUGGAGACUUUGGGACAUCGAUACAGGAACGGAGUUACUUCUCCAAGAAGGCCAUAGUCGUAGCGUCUAUGCCGUAUCCUUCCAUCCAGAUGGAUCUCUGGCCGCAUCGUGCGGCCUCGAUUCACUUGUUCGUGUUUGGGACCUUCGUACAGGAAAAAGCAUUCUCGCAAUGGAAGGCCAUGUUAAGCCAGUUUUGGGAAUUUGCUUCUCUCCUAAUGGAUUUCGUUUAGCUAGUGGUGGAGAAGAUAAUUGUUGCCGUAUUUGGGAUCUGAGGAAGAGAAAAUGUGAAUAUACAAUUCCAGCGCAUUCAAACCUUAUUUCUCAAGUGAAGUAUGAGCCCCAAGAAGGUUAUUUUCUGGCGACCUCUUCAUUUGAUACAAAGGCAGUGGUUUGGUCAGCUCAAGAUUUCAAGCCUAUUAAGACUCUAUCUGGCCAUGAAUCAAAGGUUACAGGAUUGGAUAUUACAGCUGAUGGACAGCACAUUGCAACAGUUGCUCAUGACCGCACCAUCAAGAUCUGGUCCAGUAGAAGUAAUGGAAAACAAAAGGCGAUGGACAUUGACUAAAUUUCAUACAAGAACAGA